Molecule: messenger RNA, 315 nt
Organism: Giardia duodenalis
Lineage: Eukaryota; Fornicata; Diplomonadida; Hexamitidae
Product: Qc-SNARE 4
Exons: 1
Coding region: 1-315 (104 amino acids)
Source: RefSeq, a predicted model, not a curated record
AUGGAAGUAAACGGGCCGAGAAAGCGCCUUCGCUCUUCUUCCCAGAGAGAGGUUUCCCAAGAGGUCGACGUGGCGGACCUGCUGCAGAAAACGCGGCAGAUUCGGCGGCUCACAGGCGUGAUACACGAGACGGUAGAGGCGCAAACAGAGCUACUCGGUGAUGCCAGCAGCGAGCUUGCACAUAUCCAGAGUGGAAUGGAAGCGAUGACCGCAGGAAUAAAGAAGGCUCGGCGGUACAUCAUGACGCACCCCAGACGCUCUAUCUGCACCACUCUGCUUAUUAUCUUGGUCUUGCUGUACAUGGUUCUCCAUUAG